UCCCGGCCAUGAACAGCUCAGCGGUGGGCUCCGAGGCGGGCUGGCAGCCUGAAUCGGUCAUCAUCCCACUGGUGUACCUCAUCAUCUUCCUCAUGGGCACGGUGGGCAACUGCCUGGUCCUGGCCGUGCUGCUACGGAACGGGCAGGUGAAGAACACCACCAACCUCUUCAUCCUCAAUCUGGGGGUGGCCGACCUCUGCUUCAUCCUCUUCUGCGUCCCCUUCCAAGCCACCAUCUACACCCUGGAGGGCUGGGUGUUCGGGCCCUUCAUGUGCAAGGCCGUCCACUUCUUCAUCUACCUCACCAUGUAUGCCAGCAGCUUCACCCUGACCACCGUCUCCCUCGACAGGUAUUUGGCCAUACGAUACCCCCUGCACUCGAGGGAGCUGAGGACACCCAGGAAUGCCCUCAUGGCCAUUUGCUUCAUCUGGGGCCUUUCCUUCAUCUUUUCAAGCCCUUACCUCAGUUACUACCAGGAAUUCCAGUUGGCCAACCUGACUGUCUGCCACCCCAUAUGGGAGAUCUCCCAGCGCAAGGUCAUGGACAUCUGCACCUUCAUCUUCAGCUACAUCAUCCCAGUGCUGAUCCUGAGCCUCACUUAUGUGCGGACUAUUCACUACCUGUGGAGGUCCGUGGACCCUCUCCAAGACAUGUCAGAGUCCAAAGUGGCCAAGCGGAAGGUCACCAGGAUGAUCAUCAUUGUAGCCGUCCUAUUCUGCCUCUGUUGGCUGCCCCAUCACCUGCUCAUCCUCUGCGUCUGGUUCGGGUACUUCCCCCUCAAUCAUGCUACAUACGUGCUCCGCAUCCUCUCGCAUCUCAUCUCCUAUGCCAACUCCUGCGUGAACCCCAUUGUCUACGCUCUGGUCUCCAAACACUUCCGCAAGGGCUUCAAGAAGAUCUUCAGCUGCCUCUUGCACAAGAGGGCAGCCAACAAGGUGCAUGUGGCCCAGGUGACAAACACUGUCAGCACGCUGGAGGCUGAGCUCAGUGAGGUGACCCACAUCAGCGAAGCCCUGCCGAGGUGCUUUUCCGUCCGCUGCAAGGUCCCAGCCCAGCCCUGGGAGGAGGCAGAGCUGGUGGGACACCAGCAGAAGGCAGAUGGCUCCUUCAUCACCUUCAAAGUCACCUAGCAGAGCUUCUUCCUAUCCCACGGCUUUGCGGUCUCCUGCAGCAUUGCAGGCCUGGGGAUGGGAUACAUUUUGGGUUGAAAUGCGUCAAAUCGUACCCAUUUUCAUUCAAACGCACCCAGAUAUCAUAACUGUUAAAGCGAUGCUGCUGACUACAGACUCAGCCAAGCAACUGACCGUGGAUCCAACAGCAGGAUUUGCUUCCACCAAGCACUUGCUGAGAGCAGAGAGACCAAACCCCCAAAUGAACUCUCAUGUGUAAUCACCUGUUCCUCUGUCAGGGAUGAACUUACACCCUGUUGCAUCUACACC
This is a messenger RNA of Haliaeetus leucocephalus (bald eagle), 1439 nucleotides long. RefSeq names its product galanin receptor 2 (gene GALR2). The coding region runs from base 9 to 1130 and encodes 373 amino acids. Gene Ontology annotation, cellular component: membrane. NCBI's taxonomy places the organism in Eukaryota, Metazoa, Chordata, Aves, Accipitriformes, Accipitridae. The record is from RefSeq and is a predicted model, not a curated record. Gene Ontology annotation, biological process: G protein-coupled receptor signaling pathway. Gene Ontology annotation, molecular function: G protein-coupled receptor activity. The transcript has 2 exons.